Meriones unguiculatus (Mongolian gerbil) is the source of this 2019-nucleotide messenger RNA. It is a transcript of the gene Mthfd2, whose product is annotated as methylenetetrahydrofolate dehydrogenase (NADP+ dependent) 2, methenyltetrahydrofolate cyclohydrolase. Bases 58 to 1110 code for a protein of 350 amino acids. Gene Ontology annotation, cellular component: mitochondrion. Gene Ontology annotation, biological process: tetrahydrofolate interconversion. The record is from RefSeq and is a predicted model, not a curated record. Gene Ontology annotation, molecular function: methylenetetrahydrofolate dehydrogenase (NAD+) activity; methylenetetrahydrofolate dehydrogenase (NADP+) activity; methenyltetrahydrofolate cyclohydrolase activity. Lineage: Eukaryota; Metazoa; Chordata; Mammalia; Rodentia; Muridae. The transcript is spliced from 8 exons.
GUAUCGCUUCGCGGCCCGCGCGCGCGCUUCUCUCCGGCGCAGGCACCGGCGCGGGCCAUGUCUCCAGCCUCCCUGUUAUCCGCGCUGGCGGUGCGGCUGCUGCGCCCUGCGCGCGGCUGCCACGCCCGCCCGCGGCUCUUCCACCUGGCAGCCGUGCGAAAUGAAGCUGUUGUCAUUUCUGGGAGGAAGCUGGCCCAGCAGAUCAAGCAAGAAGUGCGGGAGGAGGUGGAAGAGUGGGUGGCCUUGGGCAACAAACGGCCGCACCUCAGUGUCAUUCUGGUUGGUGACAACCCUGCCAGUCACUCCUAUGUUCUCAACAAGACCAGGGCAGCGGCUGAAGUGGGAAUCAGCAGUGAGACAAUUGUGAAACCAGCCUCAGUUUCAGAGGAAGAGCUGUUGAAUUCCAUCAGGAAACUGAACAAUGAUGAGAACGUAGACGGCCUCCUUGUUCAGCUGCCACUCCCAGAGCACAUCGAUGAGAGGAAGAUCUGCAACGCCAUUUCCCCUGACAAGGACGUUGAUGGCUUUCAUGUCAUUAACGUGGGGCGGAUGUGCCUGGACCAGUAUUCAAUGCUGCCGGCCACCCCGUGGGGCGUGUGGGAGAUAAUUAAGAGAACCGGCAUUCCGACCUUAGGGAAGAAUGUGGUGGUAGCUGGCAGGUCAAAAAACGUUGGAAUGCCAAUUGCAAUGUUGCUGCACACGGACGGAGCCCACGAACGGCCUGGGGGUGAUGCCACAGUUACAAUCUCUCACCGACACACUCCCAAAGAGCAGCUGAAGAAGCACACGAUCCUCGCGGACAUUGUGGUGUCUGCCGCUGGCAUUCCAAAUCUGAUCACAGCGGACAUGAUCAAGGAAGGGGCAGCAGUCAUCGACGUGGGAAUAAACCGAGUUCAAGAUCCUGUCACCGCAAAGCCCAAGCUGGUUGGAGAUGUGGAUUUUGAAGGAGUCAAGAAGAAAGCCGGUUAUAUCACUCCUGUCCCUGGGGGUGUUGGUCCCAUGACGGUGGCCAUGCUAAUGAAGAACACCGUUAUUGCUGCAAAGAAAGUGCUGCGGCCUGAGGAGCUGGAGGUGCUGAAGUCCCAGCAGCGUGGGGUCGCCACCAACUAGCAGCCCUGCGCCGGCCUGAGGCAGAGUGGGCCACAGGGGGCAGGGUUUUUAAUUUAUUCUGUUGAAAUGGUUUAAGAUGAUGUUUGUAUUUAUUGAAAGCUUAACCGAGUGUGUGUGGGUGUGUGUGGGUGUGUGGCGCGUGGCUCUGCAGGACCUCACCAGGGUGCCCAUCAGUGUCCUGCUUUUGACCUGGUGAUGCAUGGAAGACAUCCUUAUGCUGAGAAGAGGAGCUGAACUUCAUCAAAAAGUCUGCCUUUUGGGGCUCUCAUUCCUAAGUGCUAUUCCAAUACCAGUUGAUGACUCAUCUUAGGUCCCAAGCCUUUGAAUUCAACUUUCAAACCAAAGGAAAACUUCUUAGAGAAAACUACGGGAAAGGAAGAAAUGGCCUCGCUGCGUGAGGACGGGGUACUCUGUCACUUUCUGUGCACGCCAGCGCGUGACCAGAUUUCCCUGCGGGAGCUCAGUCGGCUGGGGUGGUGGACGGAAGCCCUGCCAGCUGGUUCGCUGGGGAAGCUUCAGGCUCUCCCCACUCGCUGUUACCCUCUUUCUGUGAGCUUGCCCUAUUUUAGUUUUCUAGGAUCAAAAAGCUCAUUUUAUAAAUGAUGUGUUGUCAUGUUCUGCUUUUGCGGUACAUUUAAACUUUAAAUUUCAGACUGUUAGAGAGUGUGUCUGUUUUCUCUGGCAUACGUCUUAAGCCUGUCUUUUGAAAAACAAAACUUGGGUGCGAUAAUCAUGAGGGCAGCUCGUGUGGAACUUUCAUGUACCCAGUUGGCUCUCCUGAAAGGUAUCGAGGAGCUUGAGUUAACAGAAGGUUUAAUCAGAUUUUCAUAUUAAAGGGUGUCGUUGCUGUUGCUGGGUUUUUGUUUUUAAAUAAAACACAUCUGUCUGGUGUGGAGUGAGUUUCUGAAA